UCAGGGCUGAGCCCCAGCCCCGGGUGAUGUCAGUGGAUCAGCUGCUGCCUCGGUUAUAACAAAGCGCCGAAGGAAGCGAGGAGAGCAGAGCAGAGGAGAGAGGCAAGCAGGCAAGCGUGCGCGCGCGUGGGUCCAUCCCUCCUGGCUGAGGAGGCGCCGAGCAAGCUUUGGCCUCCAGAGCUCGCCAGCCAUGGACAGUGACGAGGAGACGCUGGAAGAGACCGUCGAGGGAGCUCUUGAUGAUGAUGGGAUGCCACAUGGAUUCUGUACAGUCACAUAUUCAUCCACAGACAGGUUUGAAGGAAACUUUGUCCAUGGAGAAAAGAAUGGCCAUGGAAAGUUCUUCUUCUUUGAUGGAAGCACCCUAGAAGGAUAUUAUGUUGAUGACGGUCUGCAAGGCCAAGGAGUGUACACUUAUGAAGAUGGAGGGGCUCUCCAUGGCACCUACAUGGAUGGUGAACUGAAUGGGCCAGCCCAGGAGUACGAUCCUGAUGGACGAUUGAUAUUCAAAGGGCAAUACAAGGAUAAUAUUCGCCAUGGGAUUUGUUGGAUAUACUACACAGAUGGGGGUCACCUGGUUGGAGAGGUUAAUGACGAAGGAGAGAUGACUGGAGACAAAAUAGCUUAUGUAUAUCCUGAUGGGAAGACAGCUUAUUAUGGACAGUUUAUCGACGGUGAAAUGUUAGAUGCAAAGAUGGCAACCCUUGUAUCCGUAGUUGGGGGAAAGCCACAAUUUGAAGUACUACCUGGCAGCCCAGUAUACAGUUUUGAUAAAUCUACUUCAUCCUGCAUUUCUACAAAUGCACUUCUUCCUGAUCCUUAUGAAUCAGAGAGGGUAUAUGUUGACAUAUCUCUCAUUUCCAGUGCUGGAGAAGGGUUAUUUUCUAAAAUAGCAGCUGAUGCUAGCACAGUCAUGUCCUUUUACAAUGGUGUACGAAUUACACACCAAGAGGUGGACAGCAGAGACUGGGCAUUGAAUGGAAACACAAUAUCCCUUGAUGAUGAAACAGUCAUUGAUGUACCAGAACCCUACAACUAUGUAUCUAAAUACUGUGCCUCCCUGGGGCACAAAGCAAACCACUCUUUCACACCAAACUGUGUCUAUGAUUCAUUUGUUCAUCCUCGAUUUGGGCUGAUUAAGUGCAUUCGUACCACUAGAGCUGUGGAGAAGGAUGAAGAAUUAACAGUAGCUUAUGGAUAUGAUCAUAAUUCCACAGAACAGAAUGGCCCAGAAGCACCUGAGUGGUACUUAGUAGAACUGACGGCUUUCCAGGCAUCCCAGAAAAAGUGAAAUGCAGACCGCUUCCCUGUUCAUCAAAUUGGAUCUAUGCACUCCCCUUGACAACUGGAAUCAGGACGCCAGGGAUUGUUCUCUAAAUCCUUCACUCUGUGUCAGAGAGGGGUGGUUUGUUUGUUUUUUAAGCAUUCUAACAGGUUUGAACUGUUAUUUUAGAAUAAUUUUUAAAUCUUUAGCCAGUGUUGUGAAAUAACUAUUUAAUAUACUAUAGGAAACAGUGUGGUUUUCUUUGGCAACUAUUCUGUAUCACAUGCAAAGUUGUUGGAAUCUAAAAUAAGAGUAUAAAAAGACUUGAGAGGCUUGCCUACAGAUACAGUCUAGUUGUUCCUGUGCAGCUGUAUUUUGUAUACUUGCCAUUUUGUGAUGGUAAUAGAAUUGUGCUGUUUUUUAAUAUACUAGAGAAGUAGCAUCAA
Messenger RNA from Anolis sagrei ordinatus, 1710 nucleotides. It is a transcript of the gene SETD7, whose product is annotated as SET domain containing 7, histone lysine methyltransferase. Gene Ontology annotation, biological process: regulation of DNA-templated transcription; peptidyl-lysine monomethylation; heterochromatin organization. NCBI's taxonomy places the organism in Eukaryota, Metazoa, Chordata, Lepidosauria, Squamata, Anolidae. Gene Ontology annotation, molecular function: histone H3K4 monomethyltransferase activity; chromatin binding; protein binding. Gene Ontology annotation, cellular component: nucleus; chromosome. The record is from RefSeq and is a predicted model, not a curated record.